GUCUGAGAAAGGUGACGGGUCGGGUCCCGUCUUCAACUGUGAGCUGGCGCUGGUUGGAGUGACACAAUGUCGAGCCACCGUCAUCCCUGGAGCGUCAACCCAGUGCGCGCCAUCGCCAUUUUGCGCCAUGAUUGCCUUUUGACCUUUUCCAGAGGUAGUGUAUCUAUUUCCCUGGGAGGGACCACUCGCCAUUUUUCUCGCCUCGCCCUUUAUCAAUCAACCCGCCUCACAUUACCGUGCCUAACCUUCCUCCCGUGGCUGAUUUCGAACUACUGAUCGGCCCCUCCAGUAUCGUCCGACCGCAAUUUCACCUUGUUCCUCUUACUACCCUUCUACAUCGUCUUGGUCUCACUUUCAAUCUUUCCACGUUUGUUCCAUCGUCAACCACAUUUCCGAUACUGAACCCACCCGACGAACACCUCACCAAAUGUCUCCCUCCGCCAGAGAAUGAGAGCUUUGUCGCACACUUCUGGAAAAGGCCGAACUCUACUUUGGAGGCCCGAUUCCUACCACCGAUAAUUCCGACGUUGCGUCUUUCUCUCUCUCUGCCUCGAGAGAUAUCAACAAACCACCCAACAAACAAAUAGCAUUUUCCACUCAAUCGUGAACACGACCUGGCAGCCGUCCUAUCGCGACCCUUCCGAAACCACAAUCGUGCAUCGCCUUGCCUGCUUGGGCUUUCUCUGGUGUCAACGCGCUGCGCCAAGCCCAUCCCGAGAACUUUCCAUCAGCUUUGGCCCCCUUGGACCUCCGUCCUCGACCCGGCUACAUCUACCUCCGUUUUCCGCAUAGUCUUUUCUCGAACUUCGCCCGACGUUGUCGAUUCCCUCAGGGAUAGGAAUCACCAUUGUCAAAAUGGACCAACAGUACAUGACGCCUCCGACGUCGUUUCGUCUGGCCGACAUGGCCCAAGGUGCCUACGACAUGCCCCUCAUGGCUAUGAAGAAGCCGCACGACUCCCACCCCUCCAUGGGCAACUUGGUCCUCCUCGUCUUCGAAGCCGUCCUGGAGGUCGUUUGCGUUAGCUUGCCCGGUUACAUUGUCGCUCGUAUGGGUCACUUCGACGCCGACAAGCAGAAGUUCUUGGCCAACCUUAAUGUCAUGCUCUUCACGCCGUGCCUGAUCUUUACCAAGCUGGCCUCUCAGCUUAAUGCCGACAAGCUCCUCGAUCUUGCCGUCAUUCCCAUCAUCUUCGUCAUCCAGACCCUCGUCUCGUGGCUCGUCUCUGUUGGUGUAUCUCGCCUCUUUGGCUUCAAUCGCCGCGCCUCCAACUUUGUCACAGCUAUGGGAGUGUUUGGCAAUUCCAACUCGUUGCCCAUUUCCAUGAUUUUGUCCUUGUCGCAGACGAUCAAGGGCUUGCAUUGGGACAAGAUUCCCGGUGAUAACGAUGACGAGGUUGGUGCCCGAGGCAUUUUGUACCUCUUGAUCUUCCAGCAACUCGGUCAGCUGGUGCGCUGGAGCUGGGGUUACCACGUGCUGCUCGCCCCUAAGGACAAGUACCCCGAGUACCAGGACGAGCGCGUCGAGGAGGGCCAGUACGCCGGGGAUCGGGAGACGGCGCCUUUGCUGAAUGAGUACGACGACGGCGCGACCACUUCCCGCAGAUCUUCUAGUGACAAUCUGUCGAAUUACGAACCCGCCGGUCGCACUCCUGUUGCUAGCAGAUCCAGGGCUUCGCCCGCCGACACCGAGGACGAGGACGAGGACGACUUUCCCAAGAAGGCGAGGACGACCAAUGUCCUCGCUCCCCUUAACGGUAAUCAUCCCGUUUUCGACGGAAGUGGCGAUGAGAUAUCGUCUUUCCCCCGCAUUCUUAACACGGAUGAACCCGACGUUCCCGAAGGAGUUAAGGGCUACCCUGCCCGCGUUAACAAUGCCGUUGUGUCUGCUAAGCGCUCCACGUCCAACUUCGUCAAACGCCAGUACGAACACCUUCCUGCCCCUGCCAAAUCGAUUCUUUCGGCACUAGGCCGCUUCGCCGGCAAGCUCUACAACUUCCUUUGGGAGUUCAUGAACCCACCCCUGUGGGCCAUGCUCAUCGCCGUCGUCGUUGCUUCCGUUCCGGCCCUGCAGAAGAUUUUCUUCGAGGAGGGAUCAUUCGUCAAGAACAGCUUCACCGAUGCCGUCCAAUCAAGCGCUGGAGUCGCCGUCCCCUUGAUUCUGGUUGUUCUUGGUGCCAAUCUUGCGCGCAACACCCAGAAAAGUGAUAAGCAGCGCGACCCCGAGGAGGAUCAGAUCGGAACGAAGCUUCUCGUCGCUUCUCUCGUGUGCCGCAUGCUUCUGCCGACCCUCAUCAUGACCCCUGUCCUGGCCAUCUUCGCCAAGUAUGUGCCGGUCAGCAUCCUGGACGAUCCCAUCUUCGUUAUCGUCUGCUUCUUGUUGACCGGCGCGCCAAGCGCCCUUCAACUGGCACAAAUCUGCCAGAUCAACGAGGUCUACGAGGGUGUCAUGUCGAGAAUUCUGUUUCAGAGCUACGUCAUCUGGAUCCUCCCAUCAACCUUGAUCCUCGUCAUGUGCGCCUUGGAAGUCGUUGAGUGGGCUGCUUGAGUGGUCAACUAUUUUCUUUUGUCAUGGAGAACUCACAGUAUUGAGCGCAAUAAUGGUACAGGUGGUUUCUGCAGUAAUCAUCGAGGCGUUUAGGUUAUCAAGGCACACGCCGUGACCCGGGGCAAAAGCAGAACACAAAUUGGCCCUUUGCCUUGUAUUAACACCAGCACAAGCGAAUUGGGGGCAUUUCUUUCUACCAAGCAUAAACGAUUAAAAAAACCACCAGAGCUGAUCGUUGUCCGCCCUUGGCAGUCACUAGCGAUUGUAUAUUUGCACUAAUAGGAAUAUAAACAUGGACCUGAAAA
Colletotrichum destructivum is the source of this 2852-nucleotide messenger RNA. RefSeq names its product Putative membrane transport protein. The record is from RefSeq and is a predicted model, not a curated record. Gene Ontology annotation, biological process: transmembrane transport. The coding region runs from base 856 to 2547 and encodes 563 amino acids. Gene Ontology annotation, cellular component: membrane; endoplasmic reticulum. The transcript is spliced from 3 exons. Lineage: Eukaryota; Fungi; Ascomycota; Sordariomycetes; Glomerellales; Glomerellaceae.